UUUCUCCUCCUGCCCUUUUUGGAUAGGACAUGUGAGGCCUGCAGGGGUUGGGGGGAGAGGCCUGGCCCCCAACCCUGACAAUUGCACCAGAGCAGGAAGUCUUUGACCAGAGACCCCAGCCUUUUCACUUUGCUGGAAUGAUGGCCCGCCCGACCUCCCCCACAGCUCCUGGGGGCCAACAGUGAGGACAUAUGCAGAGAAGCAGAAAAGUCCUUUAAAAGAGAACGUGUUCUUCAGGAGGCCUGGAUGGUUCUGAAUGGUUCUACCUCUUCCAGCCAAACUGCCUCAAAACUUAUUGCAGGAUCCUGAAACCCCACCCCCACCAUCCCCCACGCUCACUGCUAAUCCCAGAUCGGGGUAGGGAGGGGCUGGUGGCAGAAGGCAACUGUGUGGGUUAGGACUCAGAGGAUUUUUCUCUCCUUCUUCAUUCCUUUUCUCCCCUCCCAGGGAAAAGUGAGCCCCUUCACCAGACUAGUCUCUGCCUCACUCUUUCCUGGGGUUCACGUCUAAGCCGCCGGAGAAGGAAACAGAGAUCUAGCAGCUAGCCCGCCAAGACCCUGCAAGCAAAGCCGGGAAAAGGAGAACUGAGAGGAAGAGAGGGGGAGAAAAAAGUUGGUUUCUUCUCCUGGCACAUGGAUGCAAUUAUUCAGAGUGCAUUCCAGAGGCGUCGCUUUGCGUUCAGGGCAGGUCUGCCCGCCCUGCCUCUGAGAGAAGCAGACUCAGAGAGACCAAGUCCCCACAUCCUGGAAACGGAAUGUCUUUGCUUUCCAUCCUCUUCUUAGUUUCCAGUUAUGCCGGGAUGUCUGGGGCUCACAUGGAGAUUAAGAAGGUGGCCGAUGAGAAAGUCAUCUUGCCCUGCCACCACCAGCUGGGCCUGCAGGAGCAGCGCAGCCUGGACAUCGAGUGGCUGAUGAAAGACACAGCCGGAAAGCCCAAAGUGGUGAUCUCCUUCUCCAGUGGCAAAGUUUAUGAUGACUUGAACGAAGAUCAGCAGGGCCGGGUGGACUUUGCAGCCAACUACCUGGCUGGGGACGCUUCCCUGAAGAUCACUUCCCUGAAGCCCAGCGACGAGAGCGAGUACACCUGCAAGGUGAAGAAUGCAGGCCGCUACCACUGGAAUUACAUCACGCUCAAGGUCCUAGUGAAGCCAUCCAAGCCAAAGUGUGAAAUGGAAGGAGAGCUGACAGAAGGAGGAGACCUGACCUUGCAAUGCACAUCGGCCUCAGGCACCAAGCCCAUCACCUACCAUUGGCAGCGUGUCGUAGAGAGGGAAGGAGGUGACCCACACCUGCCCCCCAAAUCACAGAUAGACUAUGACCACCCAGGGCGAGUUUUGCUGCAGAACCUCACUUUGUCCGCCUCUGGGGUGUACCAGUGCACUGCAAGCAAUGAGGCUGGCAAGGAGAGCUGCCAGGCUGAAGUGGCUGUACAGUAUGUUCAGAGCGUCGGCAUGAUGGCCGGGGCUGUGGCCGGGAUGGCUGCAGGAGCCUUGCUGGUCCUGCUCCUGGUGUGGCUGUUGAUUCGGAAGAAAGACAAGAAGAGGCAUGAGGAGGAAGAGAGACCCAAUGAGAUCAGGGAAGAUGCAGAGGCUCCCAAAGCCCGUCUGGUGAAACCCAGCUCAUCGUCUUCGGGGUCCCGCAGCUCCCGCUCGGGCUCCUCCUCCACCCGCUCCACAGCCAACAGCGCCUUCCACAGCCAGCGGACACCAUCAGCAGAUGCUGUGCCCCCUCCCGGGAUCUCGACCCACCCAUACAGCCUGGUGGGUCUGGAGGCCACAGGUGCAGAGCCUAGUAAAGUGCAUUCCACCACCUUGAGCAAGAUGAGCACUCCACCGGGUCCCACCCCCAGCCUGAGCCAGCCCUUCCAGACCGUCUGAGAUGGUCUGAGCCUUAACAGACUCUCCCCCAGGCUGGCCCAGGGCAGAAUCUCCUCCUACACAGAUUCUUGGGGGGAAGAGGGCACAGGAGGGAGGGCCCUCUUAGCAUCUGAGGAACAGCUGCCACCUGCCACCCCCAGGUUCCGCCAAGCUAUCCAUCCGUCCCCCACAUCCAUCCCCCUCCAACCCAUUAGAGACCUGGGACAGACUCACCAAGAACACUGCUUCUCCAAAGCACCAAAUGAGCAAAAACUGAAAGCAAGAGCUUGGGCAGGAAGCCCGCUCUGCCCAGCUUCCUGCCUUGCUGUAAGUUAGGAAAGGCAGGUCAAAGGGAGGCCAGAACACAACAAGCCUGGCUAGGACUGGCUCCAGCCCAUUGACUCCCAGUGGCCCCGAGAUACACAGGGGCCGCAGGGUUCGCUCUCUUUCCUAGCCCCAACCCAAAGUUGCUUCUGUGUACCCUCUGUGGGUCAGUGGGGCGAUUUGAACAGCCCCCCCACUCCACGCAGGGGCCCCACAGCUUGGAGACCCAGUCUUAGCUUUCACUUCUCCUCCUGGCUCAGCACCUGAUCACUACCAUCCCUGCAGCUCUACUUGCACUGAGGUCUGGAUGCUCUCUGGAUGGGGAGGGGAAGAGGCCAGAUCAGGGAAGUGGAGGAAAAGUCCUUAGGGAGGAGGAGAGGCUUGAGGGAAGAAGGAGAGCAAGAGACUGUUGGCUCAUUGCAUCUCCAGAAACUGAACCCUGAAAUGGGAACUGAGCCCUGGUGUUCCAAAGCAGCCAUAAAGAACAGUACUAUGUGGGUCUCUGGGCACACAGGAGCUCUGGGAAAAAACCCACCCCACCCCUUGGAUCCAUGCUGGCUUGCCCUGCUGAGGCCAGAUUCUGGCUUCCCUCCUGCUCACCCACUCCCUCCACUCCACACCUCUGGGAGGCUUUGGAGGCCAGAAGAGGGCUUUGGGCUUUUUACUGGGAAAGGAAGCCUGGAGUGAAAUGAGGAUUAGAGCCAAGGUGGUAGCUGUGGAGAUCGCCAAGGCCAACUGAGGGUUGGCCCUGCAGCAGGGCUGGAGACAGCACUGGGGUCUCCUGUUUCCAAGGAGAAGAAAAGGGACUGAAUGCUGGAGUUAGAAUGGAUGCGAUCCUUCAACCUGCCCAGAGUUGGGCUUGCUCCUAUGCUUUGGUUUCCAGAGAAGACCCAUGGUUCUGGGCUGGGGACGGGGACGGAUUCCCAGGCCUGAAGGAACACGACGUCUCGUCUGCUAAGACCAGGUUUCUCCGACUCCGGGUAUACCAAGCAAGGAGAGAGUGGAGUCCCAAGUCAAAAGGUGUCUGGCAAGGUUGGAGCUAGGCUUUGAAUCCCCAGGUCAAAGUUCAGUCCCUCCCUCUCCAGAACCCCGCUUCUAUCAUGGGGGCAUUCCUGACCCACUGCGGCGGAUACUGUUUUUAGUCUCAGCAGCCAGCUUGGAGCUGAAUGGGGAGGGGCACUUGUUGGGGUGACCACAGGGAACAGGGGGUCGGCAAGCCCAAUGGCUAAUCUGGCAGCAGUAAAGGGGAAUUUUCUCUUUCGUCAAUGGAAAGAGCUCCCUGCUAGAGCAAUAGAGGAGGGUUUCUAAAUGGGAGUCCAUGUAAACAAGCCCGCCGGAAUGUCUGAGGGGCCCUGGACUUUAGGAUUGUACCAGCUUGGUCUUAACUCGGGAGGGGGGAGCUGCAAAGGGUUACUGCUCCCUGAAGGGUUGGUUUUCUGGUGUCACAAUUAACUCCUGGCAUCUUGCUGCACUGCACACUGGGUCCAGGCACACCCUGACCACUUCUAUUUGCUCUUGCCAACACCCUUUGCAAAAACAGGGCAGCAAAUAGCAUUGAUUAAUUUUAGUUAAGGUCAGGGAGGGAGAGUGGGAUGGAUACAAGGACACUGAAAGCUAUAUAAUGGCUGAAGUCUGGACAUAAGAUAUUGUAUCCUCCAGGGUCUUUGCUUGAUAUACUGGGGACAGGACUCAAAGUGCGCAUCAUUGAAUUGAAAGAGGUCCAAUUCAGAACCACCUCGUUCUGACCUUCUUCCACUCCAUAUUACCAGUUAGCAGAAUUAGAGCCUUUAAUAUGAAACCAAAAAGGGAAUUUACUAGAGGUAGGUUUUUUUUUAUUUAAAGGAUGACCAAUUUGAUUGCAAAGGAGAUAUGAGUUAUCUACAGAACAAGAAGGAUAUGAAGGAGAAAGCAAUAUACCAAACUUGAUUCUGUAAAAUAAUACUUAAAGCAUCUAACUUCAUGUAAUAUUCAAAUGAUUUCACUAGUGCUGUGGCAUUCAUGCUUAUGUAGUUGUUUUUUGUUUCAAAUGCCAAAACUGAUUUUACUUUUCUUCUGUCUGCUGCAACAGUGUAAUACUAACCAUGUUUAAGAGGCAUAAAAGCAAAAUAUUUAUUAUAGAUUCCCUUGAAUCACAACUGUAGACCUUUUUUUUUAAAUAAAGAUUUUGCAGAGGGGAAAGGUUGCCGCUCAGAUUACCUGCCUUGCAGAAUUGUUUCUCGGCACAGUUGCUCAGCAGAAGCAGUGAAGGACCAAAGCUGGAAAAAAGCAUUAAAGGACAAGGGCUGGCUGAAUAUCCUUCCCAUUUAUCAGAAUUUAAACCAAGGCUUCCUCAUGCAAUUGCAAAAAGCUGCACUGCUACUAGGGUAAAGCAGAAGCUUCAAACUAAUGCCACUGUGGUUGAUUUACUAUAAAGGAAACCAGAGUUUUGUGGUUUGAUGUUAUGGCUUUCUCCUCCAGUGAAUGUUGUAAGAAGACUUGUAAAAUGCAGUGCUGUUAAUAAAAUAAAUGUCUUUGAA
Molecule: messenger RNA, 4695 nt
Organism: Tachyglossus aculeatus (Australian echidna)
Lineage: Eukaryota; Metazoa; Chordata; Mammalia; Monotremata; Tachyglossidae
Gene: CLMP
Product: CXADR like membrane protein
Exons: 7
Coding region: 755-1876 (373 amino acids)
Cellular component (GO): cytoplasmic microtubule; membrane; cell surface
Source: RefSeq, a predicted model, not a curated record